AUGAACACCCCUCCGAGCUUCUUCAGUGACGCGGUUGAUGUUGCAACACCAACUAACGAUGAAUUCCCCAGCGAUCAUCCUCGGAAACUAGAUCCAGAUUCUUUCCAUUUCACUCCCCCGGAAGACAUUGACUCACCGCCUGGCAUCAUGUCGCAAGAUCCGUCGGCUUACAUGACCGUGUCAAGCGCCUGGGGUCCACUGGUCCCCAAUCCGCUAUCGCUCUACGGCCACAAUUACCACUCGCAAUACGCCACGAAACAAGAAGAUAUUGACGACCGCCCAGUACUGUCGAUUGUCCCGUCUGUGUCAACCUCUCAGUCGAGCGUGAGGGCUGAUUCCAGCAUUUCAAUGCAAACGCAGACAUCCAAGUCGAGUAGGACAACUGAUCCCGCUGAUGCCAGCCCGCCGAGGAAGAAGGGAAGGAAAAGCAAGGCGCCGGCGCAAGGCGAGAAUGACGGAAAACGAGACAAAUUUCUCGAGAGGAACCGGGUUGCGGCAAGCAAGUGUCGGCAGAAGAAGAAGGAGUGGGUUUCUGACUUGCAGGAAACCAAGCAGGGGUUGGAAAACCAACAUGCCCAGCUGCAGAUGGAAUACAAUGGACUGGUGAAUGAGGUUACGCGCAUGAAGAACGAGCUCAUGUCCCACGCCAACUGCAACGACCCAAACAUCAAUCUGUGGCUAGAGAACGAAGCGCGACGCUUUGUUCAAAUCAGCGCAGACCGCGUCAAGAAACAGAGUCUUGACGCCAGCCGGGCGGUUGGCGAUAGGCCACUUGGCAUGGGGGGAAGCUACAUGCCGUCGAUUGACAGCCAAAUGUCUCUAAUUUCUCCCUCGCAUUCUGAGCGCGCCAUGACGACCAUGUCUUCGAGAUCCGGUAGCAGCGCAGACAUCAACUACGACCACAUGCCAGACAGUGCAUUCGAACAGGCGUAG
Messenger RNA from Colletotrichum higginsianum IMI 349063, 933 nucleotides. RefSeq names its product BZIP transcription factor. NCBI's taxonomy places the organism in Eukaryota, Fungi, Ascomycota, Sordariomycetes, Glomerellales, Glomerellaceae. Bases 1 to 933 code for a protein of 310 amino acids. The record is from RefSeq and is a predicted model, not a curated record. Gene Ontology annotation, molecular function: RNA polymerase II cis-regulatory region sequence-specific DNA binding; DNA-binding transcription factor activity, RNA polymerase II-specific. Gene Ontology annotation, biological process: regulation of transcription by RNA polymerase II. The transcript has 2 exons.